AUUUCUUGUAUUAAGUGUUUAGACAGAGAUUCCUCAUUAUAUUUUUAUAUGGAUAACAAAAUUAAUUGCUGCUUUGUAAAUAAUUAUGGAGCUUGUUAUAAACAACCAUAUACUCAAGAAAGAAAUCUGAUUGAAGAUAUUGACAGCAAUGAUCGUAAGCUACUUGGAAAAUGAACAAAUCUGAAACAAGAACAAAUUACUAAUAUAUGCACACACCAUCAUGAUAUGUUAGUUGUAAGAUAUGAGGGUAAUCAGAAAAGUUGCUGUAAUCCAUUUCUGAGUCACCAAAAGGUGUGUAGAGAAGCAGAAACCAUAGGUUUAAAUCUUAUACCUGGAAAAAAACUGUGUCCAACCUGUCGAAGUAAAGUUAUGACAUGUUUAUCAAAAAGUAUAAGUGAAAAUAAAAAUGAUGGAGAUUUUGAUAUUGUUAAUGAAAAAUCCAUUCAAAAUAAAAAAGAAAGUGUAGAUACACACUUUGCAUCUGCCGGAGUAUCUCCAAUUAAGGUCAAAGGAUUGCACAAGUCAGGUAAAAUCAGAGAAGGUAAACGAAAAUUGACAGCAUUAACAACCUCCAUUAAAAAAAAGGUAGCCAUUUCCCUUAAUAUAUAAGAAGAAAGUUUUGAAGAACAGUCAAGUUUUAAUAAUGAGUAUAUGGAAAAAGCAAACUUGUUUGAUUACAUGAUGGUAUUGUUAACUAACAAAAUUGUAGAGUCUACAUCAACAUCAAAAAAAGUACAAUUUGCGACACUUGCUUCAACAGACUGGUCAAUAAAAAAGGUAUCUGAAACAUUGCAUGUAACAAACUAUGUAGCUUGAACUGCACGUAAGUUAACAUUAGAAAAAAGUAUUUUAACCAUGCCUAAUCCUAAAUUAGGAAAAGCUCUUCCUGAUGUAACAGUUCAACUGGUCAAGACC
This is a messenger RNA of Hydra vulgaris (swiftwater hydra), 915 nucleotides long. Lineage: Eukaryota; Metazoa; Cnidaria; Hydrozoa; Anthoathecata; Hydridae. The record is from RefSeq and is a predicted model, not a curated record.